Messenger RNA from Cuscuta campestris, 1404 nucleotides. Lineage: Eukaryota; Viridiplantae; Streptophyta; Magnoliopsida; Solanales; Convolvulaceae. The record is from the annotation of a GenBank genome assembly.
UUUGCAAAUGUUUUCCAUUGUUAAUAACUUCCAGUUCAGAACUGUAACUUCAACGAAGACAUCCUAUCAUGUCGUGUGUGUUGAUGCUAAUUGUAAAUGGGCCCUUCGUGCUGUACGCGUAUGUGGUACAAGUUUAUUCCAAAUUAGAAGGCAAUCAUAGACAGGCAACAUCUACCCUUUUAGCAGACUUGGUUGCACAUCGUUAUGCAGAUGCUUCGAAAAAGCCGAACCAACCUAUUGACCUUAUGGACGACAUGAGGAGGGAAUAUGGGAUAACUAUGUCUUAUAUGAAGGCUUUGGUAGUUAAAAGAAAAGCGAUGAGCAAACUCUAUGGUUCAGAUGAUGAAUCGUACCGCUUGUUGCCUGCGAUGUGCUAUAUGCUUGAGAAAAAUAACUCGGGGAAAUUUAAGGGCAAAUCAGAAUCAAUUGAGUGGAAGUUCAGAGCUGCUUCUCGGGCUACUACUGUUGAAGAGUGUGAGGAGUAUCUUUUAAUGUUGGAUGAGGAUGAUCCACAUAUACAGGAUUAUUCUAUAGCAAAAUUGGUUGAAUUCCUUCGUGGUAGGAUGCAACGAUGGUUCCAUGAAAGGGCUGAGAUUGCUAGUUCCACACGUACUCCUCUUCCAAAGAAGCGCGAGAAUGAACUGAUUCAGUUGCAACGUGAUGCAUUUCGGAUGAAGGUCAAUGCCUCAUGUUCAUAUGAGUUUGAGGUUACUGAUAAUGAUUCUCGAUCAUUCAUUGUCAACCUAAAGGAAAAGACUUGCACGUGCUGCGAGUUCCAACUUAAUAAAUUUGUAUAUGUGCAUGCUGUUGCGGCGAUUGGUAAACGCCCUGGGUUAUCCUGCUACGAAUUUAUUUCCACCUUUUACAAAUUGGAAGCAUUGGUGUGCACAUAUGCUGGAAUUGAUCAUCCUAUUGGUGAUGUGUCUGGAUGGGUGAUUCUUCAAGAGAUUCUAUCAAGGAAAUGUGACCCUCCAUCCUACAACAAGCGCCCUCGUGGAAGACCUAAGAAGAAAAGGUAUCCUUCUGCAGGGGAGUUCCGUUAUGGCAAACGUAGAGUGAAGCAAAGAUGUUCGAGGUGCAAGUCUCAUGGCCACAACAUGAAAUCAUGCACCAAUCCAAUUCCAAUGGCAGAUGCAGCUCUUAUUUAAGAGUUGUUUAGUAUCAUUUACUUUAUCUUUUCCAACUAUGUGUAUUUCAAUUUGAGAUGUUCUUAUUACGAAUAUGGAUGCUUUAAUGUUUUAUGUUCUUUUUGUUGAACAAUAUGAUCCUUGAACUCCACGCUUUAUAUUCAAUAACCAAAUACUUGUUACAUUUAAACACAAUUUCAAGAGUUACACUUUAUACGUCCAUACAUGACUCCAUAAAAUGGAAUUUAUUUCACUAGAAUAAAUUUAAACAAUACAU